Messenger RNA from Cylicocyclus nassatus, 584 nucleotides. The record is from the annotation of a GenBank genome assembly. NCBI's taxonomy places the organism in Eukaryota, Metazoa, Nematoda, Chromadorea, Rhabditida, Strongylidae.
AUGACUGUUCUGUUAUUUAGUAAGCAUAUGCUGCAGGGUGCAAUGACUAGGCAGGAGCCUAUCCAGGCUGUGCAGACCUUUGGUCGGAAGAAGACGGCUACAGCGAUUGCUCAUUGCAAGAAGGGUCGAGGUCUGAUUAAGGUCAACGGUCGACCGCUCGAGCAUUUGGAGCCUCAGAUUCUUCGCAUGAAAUUGCAGGAGCCUCUUUUGGUCGUGGGUAAAGAACGCUUCCAAGAUGUUGAUAUUCGAAUUCGCGUUAGCGGCGGUGGUCAUGUAGCACAGAUCUAUGCUGUGAGACAAGCACUCGCCAAAGCAUUGGUCGCAUACUACCACAAAUAUGUUGAUGAACAGAGUAAAAAAGAGCUGAAGGAUCAGCUUUUUGCUUACGAUAAAGCCCUGCUUGUUGCCGAUCCUCGUCGCAGCGAGGCGAAGAAAUUUGGAGGACCUGGAGCACGUGCUCGAUACCAGAAGUCCUACCGUUGAUUUGUUGUUGUUGUUGGUAAAAGUAAAUUGUUUGGUACUUUCCAGUUAAGCCAUGAGAGAUACCAUUGAUGUUGGUAUCAUUUAGAGCUCUAUAUACCUAU